AUGUUUGUGGAUAAAUGGGAACCGGGGGUUGUGCCCACUAAACCUGAGCUCACCUCUGCUCCUAUUUGGCUCGAGCUCCGACAGGUUCUCUUUCAGUUCUUCAACGAGGACGGUUUGGAGAGGAUCGCGGGACUCGUAGGUCACCCAAAAUUUCUUCACCCUGCCACUGCAAAUAAAACCAAUCUUGAGGUGGCAAAAGUUUUUACAGUUAUAGACCCGCGGAAGCCUCUACCGGAAGCGGUCAAUGUGCAGUUCGAGUCCGGGGAGAUCAGUAGAGUACUAGUCUCCAGCCCUUGGAUGCCGCCGGUUUGUGAAUGCUGCAAGGAGAUAGGUCAUGUUACUAGGAGAUGCCCUGCAGCGGUGAAGUCAUGUACGCAUUGCAAAUCCCCUGACCACACUCUUCUCCACUGUCCCCAAAAACAGCAGAAGGAGAAAGUAAAAAAGAAGACCCGCCGUAGCAAGUCGAGAGGGAAGCAGAUAUGGAAACAAGUUGACCAAACAGUGGAUACAAGCAAAGACAUCCCUCCUCUGCAGCAAGACGUUAUAGUGGCGCAGAACACUGUCACUUCUGCUCCCACACCCGAGGUCCAGUAUACUGAGAUCGUCCUAAACUCUAAGCUGGGGGCCGGUGUAACUACUGAAACUGGUGAAACGAGUGCUACUCCUGAGUAUCUCCGGAUCACAAGACAAGGUAGCGGCUCUGUACUGUCUAAGUCUUCGAAGUCGGAUCUCCCAUCUGAUUCUUCCGACGUGGAAACAUCAGACUCUGAGCUUGAAGAGGGGGAGUUCAACUUACACGAUGAGGCCUUCGAGGUUGUGCGGAAUAAGAAGAAAUUUCAUGGGCUGAAGCAGUCAGGCCAAAAAGGAAACCGGGGCAGGAGUCCCAAAACCCAUUUUUGA
Raphanus sativus (radish) is the source of this 900-nucleotide messenger RNA. RefSeq lists its product as uncharacterized. Gene Ontology annotation, molecular function: nucleic acid binding; zinc ion binding. The transcript has a single exon. Lineage: Eukaryota; Viridiplantae; Streptophyta; Magnoliopsida; Brassicales; Brassicaceae. The coding region runs from base 1 to 900 and encodes 299 amino acids. The record is from RefSeq and is a predicted model, not a curated record.